AAUAAAAGAGGAAAGGAAACUAAAAGUCAUGAUUCAGCUUUGGAAUCGAAACAAAAAGCUCUUCAAGAAAGAUUGAAUAUUCACAGAGAAAAUCAUGCUCAAUGCAAUCACAAUAUUGGAUUCACACAACAUAAGGUGAAAGACUACGAGUCGGCUUUAGAUAAAUAUCAAAAUGCUUUUGGAAAAACAUUAAAACCGUUUGGGAGAGAUCAUCCCGACACAGCUAAAAUCUAUCAGUGCACUGGAGUCAGACAGCAAGAGAUGAAGGAUUACAAGUCAGCAUUACAGUCAUAUGAACAAGCUCUUCAAAUUAGAUUAAAACUAUUCGGAGAAAAUCAUCCAAGCACUGGUGAAAGUUAUCACAGUAUUGCAGUCACAAAAAAUGCAAUGAAAUAUUACAAGGCAGCAUUAGAGUCACAUCAAAAUGCUCUUCAAAUCAGAUUAAAAAUUUUUGGAAACAAUCAUUCUGACACUGCUGAAAGUUAUUACAGCAUUGGAAUCACACAGCAUGAGAUGAAAGAUUACAGGUCAGCAUUAGAGUCACAUCAACAUGCUCUUCAAAUCAGAUUAAAAUUGUACGGAGACGAUCAUUCUGACACAGCUCAAAGUUAUUACAACAUUGGCGUCACACAACACGAGAUGAAAGAUUUCCAGUCAGCGUUAGAGGCGAAGAAAAAGGCUCUUCAAAUCAGAUUACAAUUGUACGGAGACGAUCAUUCUGACACAGCUCAAAGUUAUUACAACAUUGGAGUCACACAACACGAGAUGAAAGAUUUCCAGUCAGCAUUAGAGGCGAAACAAAAGGCUCUUGAAAUCAGAUUAAAAUUGUAUGGAAAGAAUCACCCUGACACUGCUCAAAGUUAUUACAGCAUUGGAAGCACACAAUAUUACAUGCAAGAUUACAUGUCAGCAUUAGAGUCAGAUCAACAUGCUCUUCAAAUCAGAUUAAAAUUGUAUGGAGAGAAUCAUCCCGACACUAUUGAAAGUUAUCGUGAAAUCGGGGUCACGCACCGUGCGAUGAAAAACUACAAGGCAGCAUUGGAAGUACAUCAAUAUGUUGUACAAACUAUAUCAAAACUGCAAGGAGAGUACCACCCUGAUACUGCUUUCAGCUUUUGCAGCCUUGGUCUCACACAAUGUGAGAUGAAAGAUUAUAAAUCAGCAUUAGAGUCACAUCGACAUGCUCUUGAAAUCAAAUUAAAAUUAUUCGGAGAAGAUUAUGCUGGCAUUGCAGAAAGUUAUGAUGACAUUGGAGAUACACAAUGUGAGAUGGAAGAUUACAUGUCAGCUUUAGAGUCCUACGAACAUGCUCUUCAAAUCAGAUUAAAAUUAUAUGGAGAGAAUCAUUAUGAUACGGCUAAAAGCUAUCAGGAUAUUGAACUUGUACAAGAUCGCAUGAAAAAUAACGUGAGCAUUAAACCGGAACAAAAGAAGUCGCCUGACUGGAUAAACUAUUUGUAG
Paramuricea clavata is the source of this 1461-nucleotide messenger RNA. Lineage: Eukaryota; Metazoa; Cnidaria; Anthozoa; Malacalcyonacea; Plexauridae. The record is from the annotation of a GenBank genome assembly.